GUCCUGGUCCCCUCUGCUUUGGAGAGACAGUCUGUAAUUAUAAAUUACAUUCUAGCUAUGAGGAAGAGACAGCUAAGAAAUUUUUCUCUUCAUAAAAACUAACUGGAUCACUGCAAAAUGACUGCAGAAGUAAUAUUACAUUAUCGGCCAUAUGAGAGUGAUCCCACACAACUGCCCAAAAUUAUAGAGAAAGCAAUUCAGGACUUUCCUACUCGUCAACCAUCAAGAUUUAUUCCUUGGUUUCCGCAUGAUGGGUCCAAACUUCCACUCAAACCUGAAAGAUCACCACCUGUGAUUUCUGAAGAGUCAGUUGAAGAUGUGAAACACUACUUAACCAUGUCAGAGCAUGGUAUUAAGCCACAUAGUUAUGACUGUACUAUAGAUCUAUUGGAGUUUCAGCCUGUUUUGAAAAAAAGGAAGCACUUAAUUCGGUCACACACACUGAAUGAGCAGACUAAUUCCGGAAAUCUGGAAAAACAAUCAGAAAAAGGAAUACGACUGAAGGCAAGAUCUUGGAGUGUUUCACUUCCCCGAAGCACUGGUACAGAAAAUGCAUUUCCUUUGUCUAAAAAAUUGCAAGACAGUUUAAGGACACUGAAUUUGCACUCCCUUCAUAGAGCAAGAUGGACAAUAGAGCACACUGUAUGUGAUAACCAGACUCUGGAAGAAGUUUGGGCAAAACUUAAUCGAAUUAUCAGGCAUAAUGAACUUCCAUCUUGUAAUGCUACAAUUCAGAGACAUGUAGACCAAAUAUGGGUGUUCUGUGAUGUUAUGUACUGUGAAUAUGUGGGAAAUCUUCUUAAAGAAAGAUUAGCUCUUAAUGGGAAAAUACAUUUAUUUGUGCACAGAUAUGGUGCCAUUUUUAGUAUGUGAUGAAUUCCACUGACUGAAAAAAUUUUGGAUGAAUGAUGAAUUGAAAUAGUAGAGGAAUAAAUUUUUUAAUGACAAUGCUUUAUCUCUGCCUUCACUAAUAAACCUAUUUGUUCUUAACAUGAUGAAAAAUAAUUACGAUAGCAUAUGUGCACUUUAAAUCCCAGAAAUAAAGGUGAAU
Molecule: messenger RNA, 1051 nt
Organism: Sorex fumeus (smoky shrew)
Lineage: Eukaryota; Metazoa; Chordata; Mammalia; Eulipotyphla; Soricidae
Gene: SHLD3
Product: shieldin complex subunit 3
Exons: 1
Coding region: 118-873 (251 amino acids)
Biological process (GO): positive regulation of double-strand break repair via nonhomologous end joining; negative regulation of double-strand break repair via homologous recombination; positive regulation of isotype switching
Source: RefSeq, a predicted model, not a curated record